Molecule: messenger RNA, 1494 nt
Organism: Anopheles marshallii
Lineage: Eukaryota; Metazoa; Arthropoda; Insecta; Diptera; Culicidae
Product: T-complex protein 11-like protein 2
Exons: 2
Coding region: 1-1494 (497 amino acids)
Biological process (GO): signal transduction
Source: RefSeq, a predicted model, not a curated record
AUGCCUGAUAACACGGGACGCGAUGCUCGCAUGAAGAAGGAGGAACUUCCUACCGAGCAGGACAACAGGAAACAGAUCAUGGACAUGUUGACCAAACUAAUGAAAGCCACCAGCCUCAACGAUAACAACGCGCAGGUGAUUGGUUUCUUGAUGCCCGCCACGGAUAACGAACCGGAAAAGUUUGUUGAGCUGUCUGACUUGGAAUGUUCGCUCGAAGACAUGGCACUGGUGCAUGAAAUUGCCAUCAACGACAAGUUUAAAUUGAAGCCACCACAACCGAACACGCUGCUCUCCACGGUACAGACAACGAUGCGCGAUGCGUACUGGAAUAUGUUGCGUGCAGAGCUAACGCAGAGUCCACCGUGCUACACGAUGGUGAUCCAGCUACUACUGGAUAUAAAAGAAGCAUUUAAAGCGUUGCUGACCGGCAACAAUGAUCGUGCUCUGCAUGCCAUUCUGAACGUGCUGAAUGAGGACAAUAUUCGCCAGCUAGCCGAUGAGCACGGCAGUGCCUUGCUGAAGCACAACGCAGAGUUCAUCAUCAAAAUCAUGGGCAUGGCUUGCUGUCCAGCGCGUGACGCCGAGGUUGCAGCAUUGAAGCGCAAAACAGAUCCGUUCACACAGCUGCGCGGUAUUAUGGAAGUGCUGGAUAAUAUGAAGCUUGAUAUGGCCAACUUUGUGCUGGCCAACACUCGGGCCCAGUUCGUGCGCUACUCAGUCGAGUACGAGCGCAAGAAAUUUGGCGAAUUGCAGUCCAUCUGCAAUAACCACUUCCCCGACACUAUGGCCUGGUUGAAGCGUAAUAAACCAUCAAAAGUGGACAAACCAUCAGUCGAAGGUGAGGAAGCGGCUGGUGGUCCAUCCUUCCGGCAGGAAGCUCGCACGAUUCAGCUGAACGAUGUUCAGAUGCCGGAUUACUAUAUUCUUGCGUACCAGGAGUAUCUUCAGCCGGACACAACGUACCCAAUUCCAGAGCUGCUGAAGCUGGACCAUGAGCGCAUGGUGCAGCUGAAGGAGCGGGCUUUGCGCAUAUGUACAUGCGCCACCGUAAUACAGCUAACAUAUACGUUUUUUUGGAAGCCAGUCGACUUUCCGAAACGCCAAGAUUUGGCUGCCAAGCUGGCCAUCAUCAGCAUGGACUAUCCUGCAAAGACCGACCUGAAGGAUUUGCUGGAACACCUAUGGCUGCAGGUGCGGAUUAGCAUUUUCAACCAGUGGGAAAAAUCGCAGAUCAAUGCCGCGAUGGGCGCGCUGCAGCUAAACAUUCUAUCCAUCAACAGCACGAUGCCGGUGUACAGCAUCAUUUGGCGUAAGCUGAUGGUAUAUAUGAAGGCGUUGAUAAUGAACGAAAAGGAGGAGAACGUGGCUUUCCCUGACCCUUUCCUCGACUAUCGUUCGGAGACGGUACAGAUUGCAGGACUUUUCAAACGGAUCGUUGCGCAUAACUUUGAGGUGUAUGGCAACUUUUACCAAAAGUCUAUGCAGGAAUGUUAA